AUGACCUAGACUUUGCCCUAUCAACUUAGUCUUCUGAAAGUUCUCUUACCUGGACUUCAUUACAGAUACUUUAAAUCAAGGAGAGAAAAAUGUCUAGAGCCUGCCUGGAGAGCAACAUCUGCUUCUAGCCAAGAUCAACUCAUCACAACAGUAAUGUGGGCCAUGGAGCCAGGCAACCUUCUCUGGGCUGUACUCUUCACACAAUCUUUGUGGCCCCAACUUACUGAUGGGACCACUAGAGUUUACUACUUGGGCAUUCAGGAUGUGCAAUGGAACUAUGCUCCCAAGGGAAGGAAUGUCAUCACAAACCAGCCUUUGGAUAAUGACAAAGUGGCUUCUAGCUUCCUAAAGUCUGACAAGAACCGGAUAGGGAGAAUCUACAAGAAGACCAUCUAUAAAGAAUACAAGGAUGACUCAUAUACUGAUGAAGUGGCCCAACCUGCCUGGUUGGGCUUCCUGGGGCCAGUGUUACGGGCUGAGGUGGGGGAUGUCAUCCUCAUCCACCUGAAGAAUUUUGCUACUCGUCCUUAUACCAUACACCCACAUGGUGUUUUCUAUGAAAAGGAUUCUGAAGGCUCCUUAUACCCAGAUGGCUCCUCUGGAAAGCUGAAAGCUGAUGAUUCUGUUCUCCCGGGGGGAAGUCAUAUCUACAACUGGAGCAUUCCAGAAGGCCAUGCACCUACCAAUGCUGACCCAGCGUGCCUCACCUGGAUCUACCAUUCUCAUGUGGAUGCUCCACGAGACAUUGCAACUGGUCUUAUUGGACCUCUCAUCACCUGUAAAAGAGGAGCCCUGGAUGGGAACUCCCCUCCUCAGCGCCAGGAUGUGGAACAUGAUUUCUUUCUGCUCUUCAGUGUGGUAGAUGAGAACCUUAGCUGGCAUCUUGAUGAGAACAUUGCUACUUACUGCUCAGAUCCUGCCUCAGUGGACAAAGAAGAUGAAGCUUUUCAGGAAAGCAACAGGAUGCACGCAAUCAAUGGCUUUGUCUUUGGGAAUUUACCAGAGCUAAACAUGUGUGCACAGAAGCAUGUGGCCUGGCACUUGUUUGGCAUGGGCAAUGAAGUGGAUGUCCACACAGCUUUUUUCCACGGACAGAUGCUAACCACUCGUGGACAUCGUACUGAUGUGGCUCACAUCUUUCCAGCUACCUUUGUGACUGCUGAGAUGGUGCCCCAGGAGCCUGGCACCUGGUUAAUUAGCUGUCAAGUGAACAGUCACUUUCAAGACGGCAUGCAGGCACUCUACAGAGUCAUGUCUUGUUCCACGGCCCCUCCUGAGAACCUGCUCACAGGCAAAAUUCGGCAGUACUUCAUUGAGGCCCAUGAGAUACAAUGGGACUAUGGCCCAAUGGGGCAUGAUGGGAGUACUGGGAAGAGUUUGAGAGAGCCAGGCAGUGACUCAGAAAAGUUCUUCCAGAAGAGUUCCAGCAGAAUUGGAGGCACUUACUGGAAAGUCCGGUAUGAAGCCUUUCAAGAUGAGACAUUUCAGGAGAAGGUGCAGCUUGAAGAAGAAAAACAUCUUGGAAUCCUGGGGCCAGUGAUCCGGGCAGAGGUGGGUGACACUAUCCAGGUGGUCUUCUACAAUCGUGCCUCCCAGCCAUUCAGCAUGCAGCCCCAUGGGGUGUUUUAUAAGAAAGAUUAUGAGGGCACUGUGUACAAUGAUGGCUUGUCAUACCCUGGCUUGGUGGCCAAGCCUUUUGAGAAAGUAACAUACCACUGGACAGUCCCCAGUCAUGCUGGUCCCACUGCUCAGGAUCCUGCUUGUCUCACCUGGAUGUACUUUUCUGCCACGGAUCCCAUAAGAGAUACAAAUUCUGGCCUGGUGGGCCCCCUGCUGGUGUGCAAAGCUGGUGCUUUGGGUGCAGAUGGAAAACAGAAAGGGGUGGAUAAAGAAUUCUUUCUCCUCUUUGCUGUGUUGGAUGAGAACAAAAGCUGGUACAGCAAAGCUAACGAAGCGGCCGCUAUGUUGGAUUUCCGACUGCUCUCAGAGGAUCUAGAGGGCUUCCAGGACUCCAAUCGGAUGCAUGGCAUUAAUGGGUUUCUGUUCUCUAACUUACCCAGGCUGGAAAUAUGCAAGGGUGACACAGUGGCCUGGCACCUGCUCGGCCUGGGCACAGAGACUGAUGUGCACGGGGUCAUGUUUGAGGGCAACACCGUGCAGCUUCAAGGCAUGAGGAAGGGCUCAACCACGCUUUUUCCUCACACCUUUGUCAUGGCUAUUAUGCAGCCUGACAAUCUUGGGACAUUUGAGAUUUAUUGCCAGGCAGGCAACCAUCGAGAAGCAGGGAUGAAGGCAAUUUAUAAUGUGUCCCAGUGUCCUGGCCACCAUGCCACUCCUCAACAACACUACCAAGCUGCAAGAAUCUACUACAUCAUGGCAGAAGAGGUGGAGUGGGACUAUUGUCCUGAUAGGAGCUGGGAAUUGGAGUGGCAUAACCAGUCUGAGAAGGACAGUUAUGGUCACAUUUUCCUGAACAAUGAGGAUGGGUUCCUGGGUUCCAGAUACAAGAAAGCUGUAUUCAGGGAAUACACUGAUGGUACAUUCAGAAUCCCUCAGCUAAGGAAUGGACCUGAAGAACACUUGGGAAUCCUGGGUCCACUUAUCAGAGGAGAAGUUGGUGAUAUCCUUACUGUGGUGUUCAAGAAUAAUGCCAGCCGUCCCUACUCUGUGCAUGCCCAUGGUGUGCUAGAAUUUAAUACUGGUUGGCCACUACCUGCUGAGCCUGGUGAGAUGCUCACUUAUCAAUGGAACAUACCAGAGAGAUCUGGCCCUGGCCCCAAUGACUCUGCUUGUGUUUCCUGGAUCUAUUAUUCUGCAGUAGAUCCCAUAAAGGACAUGUACAGUGGCCUGGUGGGGCCCUUGGUCAUCUGCCGGAAGGGCAUCCUGGAGCCCCAUGGAGGACGGAGUGACAUGGACCGGGAAUUUGCAUUGUUAUUUUUGAUUUUUGAUGAGAACCAAUCUUGGUAUCUGGAGGAGAAUGUGGCAGCUCAUGGGCCCCAAGAGCCAGGCCAUGUUAACCUACAGGAUGGAACAUUCUUGGAGAGUAAUAAAAUGCAUGCCAUCAACGGGAAGCUCUAUGCCAACCUAAGGGGUCUUACUAUGUACCAAGGAGAACGAGUGGCCUGGUACAUGCUGGCCAUGGGCCAAGAUAUUGACAUACACACUGUCCACUUUCAUGCAGAGACCUUCCUCUAUCGGAAUGGAGAGAGCUAUCGGGCAGAUGUAGUGGAUCUAUUCCCAGGGACCUUUGAGGUUGUGGAGAUGGUGGCCAGCAACCCUGGAACAUGGCUGAUGCACUGCCAUGUGACUGACCAUGUCCAUGCUGGUAUGGAGACCCUCUUCACUGUUUUGGCCCAAACAGAACACUUAAACACUAUCACUACAAUCACCAAAGAGAUUGAAAAAGCACUGAUCCCGAGAAAUAUUAGAGAAGGCAACGUGAGGAUGCUGGGCAUGCAGAUCCCCAUAAAGAAUGUUGAGAUGCUGACUUCUCUUUUGAUUGUAAUGAGUGUCGUCCUCCUGCUCAUUGCUCUGGCUCUUGGUGGUGUGGUUUGGUACCAGUAUAGGCAAAGAAAGCUACGCCGCAAUAGGAGGUCCAUCCUGGAUGAUAGCUUCAAACUUCUAUCUCUCAAGCAGUAACAAGUGGAACCUAGAUAUAUACUGAGGAAGAAAAUAUGGAAUGCACUCCCAGCAGGCCAUGGACUAGCAGUAAAUCCCAUUAUCAAAAGGGAAUGGGUAGUGGAGAUGUAAAGAAGGGGAUCAAACUUAUCUGGGUAUUUCUUCAUUUAUUUAUUUACAUGGAAAUUAUAUUGCUCCAUUUUUUCUUUAAUUUCUUUAUUCUACUUGGGCACGUGGGGUAGGUGAGUCUCCUAAUAUCUUACAUAAAAAAUUUCAACAGCCGUACUGUAAUAUUGUCUAACACUUGGACGGUCUGAAAAUUCCUAUAAACUGAUUAAUCUUACACAGUAGA
Messenger RNA from Otolemur garnettii (small-eared galago), 3970 nucleotides. RefSeq names its product hephaestin (gene HEPH). The record is from RefSeq and is a predicted model, not a curated record. Lineage: Eukaryota; Metazoa; Chordata; Mammalia; Primates; Galagidae. Gene Ontology annotation, molecular function: oxidoreductase activity; copper ion binding. Gene Ontology annotation, biological process: iron ion transport. Gene Ontology annotation, cellular component: plasma membrane. The transcript has 21 exons.